AUGGAUGAAAUAGCUUCCUAAAAUUUAUAAGAAGAUUAAAAUCAAGUUAUUGAAGAUUUUAUUAAUGAGGAAGGAGAAGAAAAGAAUUAACAAAAUGUUUUGAAUUCUAGCAUUCUGCUAAAUACAGAAAAAGUAGCAGAUUUAAAAACAAAUAAAUCUAAUCAAUUUUAACUCAAUUUAGACUUAGGAGAUUAGUCAAGCGACAGUAGCCCAUAAAGAAGCAAAGACAAAUCUAAAAAGAAAAGAAGAAAUACAAUAAAUUUAAUGUCUUCAGAAGAAGAUUUCAGCAUAAAUUUUUAAGAAUAUAGUGAGAUAAAGUAAUAAAUAGACACUGACUAGUUUGUUUUGCAAGGUCUUUCAAGUUAGGAAAUAGAAAAAUCUAAUAAAGGGAGCAUCGAGUUAAGCAAAAAGUUAAGCGGAAACUCAAAUAGGGAUUAAAAAGGCAAAUUUGGAGGAGAUAAUCUUGUUUUUAAAGAAGAUGACGAAGCCUUCUUUAAGAGAAAAGAAAAUUUAAACAUCUCUCAAGAUAUUGAUGAAGAAAAGCUAGAAUUGAUGAGAAAAGAAUUAUCAUAUUAAUUGUUUGAAAAUAAACACUUAGAUUUAUUUACUAGGUCAAAAGGGAAAUUGUCUGUAGAUAUCAAAGAUUUAGAAGAGGAUGAGGAAGAAGGAGAAGAUCAAGAUAAAAAUAGCGAUUUUUUAAAAGAGCAAAAACAAGAAAACUUCUUUAAAAAUAGCAAAUUAAACCUAGGAGAAUUAAAAUUAUAUAACCAUAAUUAUCAAUAAGGAAAUUUUUAUAAUUGGGCAGACUUUUAAGUUUUUAUUUCUUCCACAGGCUCCUUUCUUAUUAAUGAAAAGAAACAAAUAUCUAAAUUACUUCAUAAGCUGGAAAGCUGCUACAACGAAAAUAUCAUGAGCAAUUUAUAGUUUAGGGAGUAAUUUUAGACACGUAAAGAUUAUUCUUUAGAAUCAAAACAAUACGUGCCUAUCAUUUUAGAUACUAAGUACCAAAUAUUCAGAGUUGAUAAUUCCUUGAAGGUUAAUCUCUCUAUAGCAAAAGACUACAUUUGUGAAAAUCUGAAAUACAUACAAAUGAAUCCUUCUUUAUUGGCCUAAGUUGUUUCUUCUCUUUCUUCUUACAGAGAUUUUGAAAUAAACGAUUUUAUCGAAAACAUAAAUAAUUUCUUAUUUGACAAUAUCUUAGACUAUCAACCAAUUUAAAAACCACUUUAUAAAUUCCUCUCUGAAAUAAUCAAAAAAGAGAUAAACAAUGCUAAAAAGAUUCAAGACACUUUUAAAAUGGAUUCUAUUUAUAUGAAAUUCAUCUAAGGUUUCACAAAGAGAACUAAUUUUUAAAUAUUUUUUUCUGAAUCAUUCAAAAUACCUUUGUACUCAAUAAUAAAAUAUAACAAAAUUAUUAAGAUUGACCCAGCAAAAAUUAAUAGUGAAGACCUAAACAUAAAAAAACCUCAACAAAAUAAUUAUCAUCAUCACCACCACCAUUACAAUCAACAUCAUUAGAAUUUAAAUAACUAAAAUUCCGUUAUCAAUUUGCAUCACAGCUAACCAAUUCAGAUGAAUUAAAGCCUAAACUCAAGCAGUAUAGGAGGAAAUACUACUGAAUUUAGACAUACUCACGAUGUUGUACUCAAAAUUAAUUAAAGUUAAGACUAAGAUAAUCGUACAAGCAUUCCUCAAGUAUAAGCUAAUAGAAACACAGGAUUUUUAAACAGCUUUUUCAGCUUAUUUUCAUCAACAGAAUCUAAAAAGAAAAGAAAAGACAGCAACAAUACCUUAAAUGAAUCAACUAUUUUGCAAUAAGGACCACCUACUUUAUAAUACUAAAAUAGUAGUUGUAGUUGUAACAAUAUUGAUUCAAUAGAAGAUAAUUCAGUUAACCUCAACUCAUAAGAGUCUGCAAUGACAAAAAGUAUUGAGAAUUCAGUCAUAGAUGAAACUGAAGAAGAUAGAGCUUUGAUAGAAGAGAGAAAAAAAAAAGAAGUAGAAAAUAAUAUACUUGUCCUCAAAUAAAUUACUACAUAAAUUAUUGAUGCCUUAACAAAGCACAUUUCCUGCAUUCCUAAAGGAAUAAAGAUCAUGUGUAAAAUGAUUGUAAUAUUACUUGCUUAGAAGGACCCUACAUUAAGUUUGGAGGAAAGACUUUAGGUAUUAUCUUAAUUUAUAAUCAUGAGAUGGGUCGUUCCUUCACUUGUUUCUCUACUUCAUAGGAACACAUUGACAGAGCUACAUUAAGUGAGGUACCAAAAUAUCUCAACUAUCACAAAAGUGCUACAAAAAAUAUUUAAGAAAGAAUAUGAAAAUUUAAAUGAUAAUCCUGGUCAUGAUAUUUUGAGACCAUUUAUCAUGAGUUUUUCGGAGAGAAUAGACAAAUUUUAUGAUUAUCUACUUAAUUUUGAUGGAGGUUUUAUUGAAGAUAUCAUUAACAAAACUGACAAAGAGUUAUACAGCCUAAAAGAAGAUACGAUUACAUCUCUAAGUUUAUCCUAUAGUGACGUAGAUUUAAUACACAAGAUAUUUUCUUCUGUUCAGGAUGACAAAAUUAAGUCCUAACAUAAGAAAUUGUUUACCUAAGUAGAAAAGUGUAUUAAAUUUAACGAAGCAGAAAAAUUCCUAGAUAACACUAUUAAGAGCUAGCAAAAUACUCUCUUCUACAUUUGGAGGCCGGCUGAGUUUUAUACUUAAAAUUUAGUUGACAAAUGUUUAAAAUUUCCAAUUUAGAAUAAGAAUGAUGCUGAACAUGUGACAAAAUAGAAGCUUAUAAACACAUUAAUUUAAUUUUUCUAGAAAAUUAACCCAAAUGAAGAUUUUAUAGAAAAUACAAAUUCUUAAGAGUUACAAGGAAUAUUAAAUUUCUAUGGAAGAAAGAACCAAAUGAGUUAAAAAGUAAUGCAAAAUGGGUUGUAACUAAAAAUAUAGUCUAAUUUCAUUAAAAGUUUAUUGAAAAAAUUUAGUCCUGACUAUGAAGGAAAUAGCUUCUAAAGCUUGUUAUAAGAAAUUCAUACAGAAGUGAGUGAAAAAAGAUAGAAUGUUGUAGACUAAAUUAAAUAUAUUAAAUAUAAAAUAUAACAAGCAAUAAGUAAACUAACCUCAUAAACGCUACAAAUAAAAAAAGAAAACCAAGAAAUGCUUGAAAGGACAAUAAAAUAAAACAUUUUAUUAUUUAUCAAAAAGGCAGAUAUUCCUGUAAGAAUUAUUUAUUAAGAUGACUGUAAAAUCAUGAUUGAGAAAGAAUAAGAUGAGUAAUAAUUCAAAGAAGCUUAUUCUUUCUAUAGAGAAUCAUUGCAAGUUGGAUAUGAUCAAGUUAAGCAAAAAAUGAAGAAGAAAUCAGUUAAUUUGAACGAGAAUGACAUAAUAUGUAAAAAUAUCAAAGAGUUUAUUGAAAGCAUGCAUUAAAAAAGGAUAUUUGAUAAAUUAAUUGAUUUUUAUCCUUAAAACAUCAAAUAAUUUAGAAAAUAAAUCAAUAAUUAUAACGAUUAUAUUGUUGAAAAAUUCUUUAAUAUGCCUAAAAUGCAACAAAGCAACAGGAUGGCCAUUUAUGAGUAAGUUUAAAUUUAAUUCGAAAAAUAUCUUGCUCGUGCUCUUGCCAAAAAAUAUUUAAUGAAGAAAGAGCAAUAUAAUGUUAUAUGUUCUCCUAAACAUUCUGGUAAUAGAAAAAUAAGUAUAAUUGACAAAAUGAAACAUAAUUCUGGCAAAAAAACUUAUGAUGAUAUCCACUUAGCUUCUCUAACUCCAAAACUAGAAAAGAUUUAAAAGCAAUCUAAUCAUGUAGAUAUUUUAUAUAUUAUUGAUGAAUGCGUAGAUUAAUUGAGAGAUCUUGCUGAACUGAAUGGGUAAGAUAAAAAUGAGGAAUUAAUUAUUGUAUCGAAAAUGAGUAGCCUAAUAGAAAAAUCUCAAAUACAUGAUUGCCAAAUGAUAAUAAAAAUUAUAGACAGUCUAAUCAAUUUAAAUUUUUGGAAUAAAAAAGUCAAAAUUAUAUAAUCUUUAACCAUUUUUAAGCUAGCUGUUAACGAAGUAGCUUCAAUGUGA
Messenger RNA from Tetrahymena thermophila SB210, 4044 nucleotides. Its product is annotated as GTPase-activator protein for Ras-like GTPase. The record is from RefSeq and is a predicted model, not a curated record. The transcript is spliced from 14 exons. NCBI's taxonomy places the organism in Eukaryota, Ciliophora, Oligohymenophorea, Hymenostomatida, Tetrahymenidae. Gene Ontology annotation, biological process: regulation of GTPase activity.